Molecule: messenger RNA, 501 nt
Organism: Melampsora larici-populina 98AG31
Lineage: Eukaryota; Fungi; Basidiomycota; Pucciniomycetes; Pucciniales; Melampsoraceae
Exons: 4
Coding region: 1-501 (166 amino acids)
Source: RefSeq, a predicted model, not a curated record
AUGUCCUUCAAAGCCUCUUGCAUACUUCAUGGUGCUCGUCGAGCACCCUUGACAUCAAAACAAGCUGGCGUAGGUUUUUACAAAGGAACUGGUAGCCAUCCCGCUCUAGGUCCGAAAUCACAAGGUGCACAUGGAUCAGGUCGAAAAUAUGCAAAGACAUACCGUCUUGAUCCAGAUAAGAUGAGGUCUUUUGUGGUUCCGGAUGUCGUACUUGAUUUUAAACAAAUCUUGGCUCGUUCAGAUCUUAGACCUUAUACCGAAUCUACAAAAUUAUUAUCUCCAAAAGAUGAUCCUAAUCCUUGGCCAGUCGAUCGACGUAAAUCUCGUUCCAAAGUACUCGAGCAGAAGGCACCAUGGCAUAAUCCUCAAAGUGUAUUUUCAAAGGACGGCUUUGAUGAUAUCUAUUUCCGACAAUUGAUGAAGCAUUUGAGACAACAGCCUCCUCGAGAAAAAGUCGAAGAAACAUCACUUCGCCUCCAAGACCCGCCAGUCACCGGAUAA